UGAUGCGUUAUUCCGCUUUGGGAGUGAUAUCAAGAUGCAGGUAGUGCUGGUACUCACCUUCGUCAGCGCCGCCCUCGCCACGUCUGCGAAUAAUGGAGACAACCCGCUCUGGGCAAGUGAGGAACUGCUUGGGAAAUAUCAAGAUGCCUGGAAAAGCAUCAGUCAGCCUGAUUCGGUGACUUAUGUCCUCGCAAAGACAACCUACGAGAAUGACACAGGAUCAUGGGGAGCCCAGUUUAAGUGCCUCGAGGUACAAGAAACACAAAAAAGUAAAGAAAACUUUACCGUUACAUCUGUUUUCACGUUCAGAAAUGCCUCUUCACCAACCAAGUAUUAUAACGUGUCAGAAACAGUGAAGGCCGUUUUUCAAUAUGGAUACAAGAAAACAAGGAAUGCCAUUGAAUACCAAGUGGGCGGUGAAAAGAAUCUGACCGACCCGCUCAUUUUCACUGAUGGAAAACUAUGUGAUGUUUUCUAUGUGCCUUAUGCAGACAAGGGCUGUGAGCUCUGGGUCAAGAAAAGCCACUACAAACAGAUACCUGACUGUUGCAUGUUCGUGUUCAAUGUUUUCUGUGCGAAUGGCAGAAAAACCUACGAUAUAUUCAGCGAAGAAGAAUGUGUUUAUAACGAAGGUGGCUUGAUUUAAAGACUCCUCCUCAAUAAAAUACUGAUUUUGUAGCAAGUAGUACGAAUAACUGAAUAAUAAAGAUAUUGUAGAGUGCAGCAA
This is a messenger RNA of Dermacentor silvarum, 727 nucleotides long. Its product is annotated as female-specific histamine-binding protein 2-like. Gene Ontology annotation, molecular function: amine binding. The transcript is spliced from 5 exons. The coding region runs from base 35 to 646 and encodes 203 amino acids. NCBI's taxonomy places the organism in Eukaryota, Metazoa, Arthropoda, Arachnida, Ixodida, Ixodidae. The record is from RefSeq and is a predicted model, not a curated record. Gene Ontology annotation, biological process: symbiont-mediated perturbation of host defenses.